Molecule: messenger RNA, 1185 nt
Organism: Venustampulla echinocandica
Lineage: Eukaryota; Fungi; Ascomycota; Leotiomycetes; Helotiales; Pleuroascaceae
Exons: 3
Coding region: 1-1185 (394 amino acids)
Source: RefSeq, a predicted model, not a curated record
AUGGUCGAAACCCGUGGUCCCCAGGCUGCCGGGGCUGCCGGUUUAUUCUUAGGGUUAUCCUGGAUAUUCGUGUUAUUGCGAUGCUACUGCAGGGCUGCCAUAGUACGCCGCUUUGGACCCGAGGAUUAUCUCUGCGUUAUUUCACAGGUGGCUCUAUCUAUAUUAGACUUGGGGAAUAAUGAAGCUGAUGCAGGCCAGGUAAUAUUCACGGUAUACUGCACAUUGGUUCUGGUCGGUGUCCAAUAUGGCACUGGCAGGCAUGCUGUCGAUAUUAUACCGCCAACGGAUAUCCCUAUUGGUCUUAAGUGGUGGUGGAUCUGUGAGCAACUGUAUUGCUUAACCUGUUUGACACUGAAGUUUAGCAUUGGCCUCUUUCUUCUGCAAAUUACAGUCCAUAAAAGUCAAACCAUCAUCCUCUGGACUGUUAUGAUUGUAUCAGGCCUUAUGAGCAUUUAUUUUGCUCUCCUGUUCCUAUUUCAAUGUCGACCCGUUACCUACUUUUGGGGACAACACGCUGGUAUGAAUGGCAGCUGCAUUGACCCCGCGAUCAUAAGCAGGACUGCAUAUGUCUACUCGGUUGUUAGCUGUUGGUCAGAUUGGACCUUCUGUAUCUUACCUGCAUUCAUGGUUUGGAACGUCCAGAUGAAUCCAAGGACCAAGGCAUCAGUACUUCUCGUGUUUGCUCUUGGUGCCGUGGCCUCGACUAUGACGAUUGUUCGUUUCCCCUAUCUCAACACUUUACAAGACAAAGCCGACUUUCUUUAUGCCACCACCAACGUGGGAAUCUUGACCACCAGCGAAAUGGGCGUUGGUAUCGUUACGUCUGCAGCUGCCACCCUUCGUCCUCUCUUCCGCCGCUUCCUUGAGCGCUCGCAGCCCGGUUCAUCGUCGGUAGAGCUAUCUCGCCCAUGGCAGUCAGGUCGCAUGCGAGCGGGCUAUGUCCGCAACCGAGAUGGCGAUCCUAGCCUUACGGACGAGGAAUACAUUGGCGUAACAACGGUGGCCAGAAUCGAGAGUCAUAGUAUCGAGGGCAAAGAAGAUACUUUGUCUAAACCCGGGAUUAACAAUGCAGCGGAUACGAGCAGCACAAAUGAUUCAGGAAAAUGGCACACUGGUAAGUUCCUAGAUGCUUGUAGCGAAGAAUAUAGGCCUCAUAUUGGAACGGAAUCAAGACCUAAGGUUUGA